AUGGAGUCGUCAUAUCUUCAAAAGCACCUUGGAAUGUGUCUAACUCUAGGUCUUGCAGAAGUAGCAAGAGUUCGCCCAGAGGAUCCAAUAGAAUAUUUAGCAUUGUGGAUUUACAAGUAUAAGGAAAAUUUAACCAUGGAACAACUAAGGCAACAAGAAAUGGUGGACUUGGAGCAUGAAAGAGAAUUGGCUCGGAGGGAGCAGGAAAUUAUGGAGCGGCUCAAGGCAGAGGAGCUCUUGUUGCAGCAGCAACAACUGGCAUUACAAAUGGAGUUGGAAAUGCAAAAAAAAGAGAAAGAGAGACUAGAAGAACUUCAGAGAACUCAAGAACAAUUAGAGAAGGAGAUGAGAACGAGUGUGGAAAGUAUGCCGAAGAAUGAGGAUACUUUUUAUUCAGAGGAAGGAUUUCUAGACACAAGCAAAACACUUGCUGAAAUUAGUGAUAGAUAUGGAGCACCUAACUUGAGCAGAGUAGAAGAACUUGAUGAAUCAAUGUUUUCUGAUGUCGCAUUAAACAUUGAUCAAGAUUUGCAGGAUCAAUAA
Messenger RNA from Marmota flaviventris (yellow-bellied marmot), 543 nucleotides. It is a transcript of the gene Dydc1, whose product is annotated as DPY30 domain containing 1. The record is from RefSeq and is a predicted model, not a curated record. Lineage: Eukaryota; Metazoa; Chordata; Mammalia; Rodentia; Sciuridae. Gene Ontology annotation, cellular component: Set1C/COMPASS complex.